Vanderwaltozyma polyspora DSM 70294 is the source of this 384-nucleotide messenger RNA. It is a transcript of the gene AHC2, whose product is annotated as Ahc2p. The coding region runs from base 1 to 384 and encodes 127 amino acids. The record is from RefSeq and is a predicted model, not a curated record. The transcript has a single exon. Lineage: Eukaryota; Fungi; Ascomycota; Saccharomycetes; Saccharomycetales; Saccharomycetaceae.
AUGCUAACUCCUGAUGGUAUUAGUGACUCCAUAAAGAAGUUUCAAGAACGAGAUAUAACCGAGAAUGAGGAUUACCUAGUUUUACUGCAGCAAAGAGAUAUUCUCGAGAAAAAGCUUUUAGAUAGACGAUUCUUAGCUAAACAACUACAAUUGCUAUAUCACCAGCUAGACAAAACACAUAAUUACCAAGAGUUCGUGGAUGUCCUUAUGAAUAAUAGAGAGUUAUUGAGAAAUAUUUUCACAUUAGAAGGCCAUUUGAAGAGAUCAAAGUACUCAGUCAAUUUGGAUGUAGAGAUCGAUUGGCAAAAAUUUGGACUAGAUAUAAUGGAAUACAUUACUAAUGACGAUAAGUUAUUGGCCUUGUAUAACGAUGGAUUGCUAUAA